CUCGGCCUCAUGUCGGCCCCCUGGGGCAGAAGACCCCGAGAGUGGGUAAUCAGUUCCGACGCGCGGUAGCGUCAUAAUUUAUUUCGCACUAGCUCGUGCCCUCAGCGAUAACGGUGAUUAAUCAGCUCAGUCUGAAGCUUCCCCGAAGACUGGUUUUCAAAUACAGAAUUCGUUCAGGAACCUGGUCAAGGCCGAGGACCCGACAGUCAUAAUCUCCUCAUGAAUUCGCACCAACAGCAGCUCGUAUAACUACUGUUCCCGCUCCUCGUAUCAACCCCAAUUGUUUUUCUUCGAAUUCAAGCUUGGCUGCAUGGCCUGACUACCGUUGGAGUAACGUUUACCGCCACCACGCAACGCGAACUCUCCGAUUAUGUCGCUCGGUGAUCUCUCCGACCUCGAGAGAAGAGUUACUAUGGACUCGCGCCGUUCGACUAAUUCUUCCCCGCGCGAGCGGAGCGAUGACGAUAUCGGGCUGGAGCAGACGAAAUCCGAAGAUGCGACUUUUGCGCCUAUUGUCGCGCCGGAGGAACAACGCGAUAAGCAAAUUAAAAGGGAACGGUCUAAUGUAUCCCGCUCGCGCUCGCUAGAACGCUGUUGGUCUUUGAAUGAUGGUGUUAGUCUGGGAGGUCAUGGGUUUGAAGAAGAGCAGGCGGAUGAGGCCGCGGGGCAACAAAGACCUGGGGAUGAUGCUGGAUAUACGGUUUGUUGGGAUGCGAAUGAUCCUAUGAAUCCGCGAAAUAUGAGCAAGGCUAGGAGAUGGUUGAUUGUGAUCAUUGUGUCGUUGGGGUCGCUUUGUGUGACUUGUACGUCGUCCAUGUAUACCACGACGUAUGAGCAGUUGAUGAAGGAAUUUGGUUGCUCGCAAGAAGUUGCGACGCUGGGACUGUCAUUCUUCAUCUGGGGACUUGGAAUUGGCCCUCUAUUCCUGAGUCCUCUAUCUGAGUUCUAUGGUCGGCGCAAUAUCUACAUCGUGUCUUUCUCGCUCUUCUUGAUCUGGCUCAUCCCCUGCGCUGUCGCAAAGAACACCCAGACGAUGCUUGUGAGCCGAUUCUUCAACGGUCUGUCAGGAAGCGCGUUCUUGAGUGUUGCUGGUGGCACUGUUGGUGAUAUGUUUGAUCGACACGAACUUGCCUUCCCAAUGAUGCUUUACACCGCGAGUCCAUUCAUUGGACCCGAAGUCGGGCCACUGGUCGGUGGAUUUAUCAACUACUAUACUGGAUGGCGCUGGACCUUCUAUGUCCUCCUAAUUUGGACCGGCGUCCUACUAGUCUCGAUGAUCUUCCUCGUUCCAGAAACCUAUCACCCAGUGCUCUUGAGGCGCAAAGCCCAGAAACUCCGCCAGGAGACCGGAGACGACCGAUGGAAAGCGCCGAUCGAAAAGAUGCAGCGAUCAGUGGCGCAAACGAUCCUACGAUCCAUGUACCGCCCCAUUAUGCUCCUCACUAUGGAGCCAAUGUGCUUGAACCUCUGUGUGUUCUCCGCGAUCCUAUUGGGCAUCCUGUACCUUUUCUUCGGCGCGUUCCAAUUGGUCUUUAGAGAAGUCUAUGGCUUUGAUUUGUGGCAGCGGGGCCUUUGCUUUAUGGGUCUUUUUGUUGGUAUGGUCCUCGCGAUUCUUUCGGAUCCUAUUUGGCGUCGCAAUUAUCAACGAUUGGAACGGAAUUAUCAAAACGAGACGGACGGGGCAGAUGAAUUUCAGCCCGAGUGGCGGUUGCCUCCAGCGAUUCUGGGUGGCCCUUUGGUGACUGCCGGUCUGUUCAUCUUUGCCUGGACUACCUACCCCAAUGUCCAUUGGAUUGCACCCAUCAUUGGCAGUGCCCUCUUUGGCGCCGGAACAAUCCUGGUCUUUUCAGGUGUCUUUACAUUCCUGGUCGAUGCAUAUCCGACCUUUGCAGCGAGCGCGUUGGCAGCGAAUAGCUUCAUGCGGUCUAGCUUUGGAGGAAUCUUCCCCUUGUUCGGCAUACAGAUGUAUAACAACCUCGGAAUCCAUUGGGCGACGUCACUGUUAGCCUUUCUCACGCUGUUAAUGCUUCCUUUCCCGUACAUUUUCUUUCGCUACGGUGCUCGUAUUCGGAAGAAGAGUCGCUUCGCAACUUCUCAGAUGUAAGAUUGCACGCCGCGACUGAGAGAAUUCAAGGUCGCCGCUACAAGAUCUUAUUCUCGGCAUAAAAUAGAUUUCAUUCACCGUUCGCUCAUGUUGUGAACCGUACAUACAGUACUUGCUAAAAUAAUAUAUACAUAUUCGAAUCUGGACUCAAAUCUUGCUGCA
This is a messenger RNA of Penicillium brasilianum, 2266 nucleotides long. The record is from the annotation of a GenBank genome assembly. NCBI's taxonomy places the organism in Eukaryota, Fungi, Ascomycota, Eurotiomycetes, Eurotiales, Aspergillaceae.